Saprolegnia parasitica CBS 223.65 is the source of this 2331-nucleotide messenger RNA. RefSeq lists its product as hypothetical. Bases 1 to 2331 code for a protein of 776 amino acids. The transcript is spliced from 3 exons. Gene Ontology annotation, molecular function: protein binding. NCBI's taxonomy places the organism in Eukaryota, Oomycota, Saprolegniomycetes, Saprolegniales, Saprolegniaceae. The record is from RefSeq and is a predicted model, not a curated record.
AUGACGUCGCUGCCUUCCGUGCCCAUGGACGCGCUCCUCGAACCGCCGCCGUCGACCUGCGACCCGCUCGACGCCAUCUUCAACCUCCAGCGACGGCGCAGCAACAGCGAGCGCCAGCGCCGGACGCUGCUCGACAUUGCGAGCUCGCGCUCCUUUCGCCAGGUCGUGCGCUUUGCCAGCAUUGAUGCGGACCUCAUCCAGUGGAAGAAGCGCACGGUCGAGUCGGUGCGCACGGCGAGCCUCCGCGCGAUCCACCUCCAAGAGAAGCUCGACAUCAAGCGGCAAGCGUCUGUGCGCCAUCUCGACACGGAGCGCGUGACGCUGACCGAGUGGCAGCAGCCGCACGACGUCGAUGACGACGACGACGAUGACUGGAGCGACGCCGCCCACACGCUCCUUUCGAUUCCUGCCACAUCGACGCCAGCGCCCGUCAUCAAAGACGAAUACAAGCCGAUCGUGCAUCACUCUGGCUGGCUCAUCAAGCGCGGACAUCGCAACUGGAGCUUUAAGCGCCGACUCUUUUGCCUCGUGGGCCAUGAGCUCGUGUACCACGACUCGCAUCAGUCGGCGCCGGCCAACGUCCUUGGCAAAUUUGACUUGCGCAAGCCCACGUCGGCGUGUGAGCUCGCAAACCAUGGGUUCACACUGCGCCAGGGCUCGUACGAAAUGUUGUUGUACGCGUCCUGCGACGCCGACCGCGACCUCUGGCUCCGCAAGCUCGCCGAUUGCAGCAACGUGACGCUGCUGGCCGCGCGGCCGGCGGCGUCUUCGACCUCUUCGGCACAUGACAACAACGAUGUGCUCUUGCACGCCGGCUGGCUCCGCAAGCAAGGUCAGUUUAUGAAGUCGGUCAAGCGGCGCUACUUUCGCUUGACAUCCGGCGCGCUGACGUACUACCGCGGCCCCGACGUCGUCAAAGCCAAAGGCAGCGUCGGCAUUGGCCCAAACACGUCGGUCGCCCUCUUUGAUACGCGCAAGACGGGCGAGCGCCACAGCUUUUGCAUCACCGAAAACACAUCGGCGAAGCGGUCCCGAGUCCUCACGGUGUUUGCCGACUCGCAAGAAGAUCUGAUGAUCUGGGUCGCAUCGCUCUCGGCGGCCAUUGACGGCCACCACCAGCACAAGCGCCGUCACAGCAGCAGCAGCAACAACCAACUGCACGACGUGCUCGACUGCGACGCGAUCAUCGACGACCACCCGUCGCCGACGCUGUCCGUUGGCAGCAGCAUGAGCGACACUGACUCGGACGUUGUUGUGGGCGCUGAGGCCCAGUCCAAGGUGGACAUUGCGCGCGAGAUUGCGCGCGAGGCCCAGCUCAUCCUGAUCUCGCCCUACUCGCCCGAGGGCACGACUAGCACCAAAUUUCUAAAAGACACGUCGGCCAAGACGAUGCACCUCGACGCAAUCCGGCACUUUAUCGAAGGGCUCACCGAGUACAUGAUCCAGACACGCAUGCACGAGUUCCGGGCGAUCGCAGGCAUCGACGAGAAUGCCAACAACAGCACGCACGACGACGGCAGCUUUGAACUCAUUGCACAAAUCAUUUCCGAGCAAGUCGAGGAGCGCGUCUUUUACCCGCUGCACCGCAUCGUAUACACGUCGCUCAUGACCAAAACGAAGAAGGACGUUCGGUUUCUCCAAGACCGGCUCGAGCUCUUACGCGCCAAGAAACAAGUGUACUUUGGCAUCACGGCCGUGUCACCGACCGGGUACGCCGCCGCGGUCGCCGUCAUGAACGAAAUCGACGCGUGCUCGCUGCCGUACACCAAGCGCGCCAAACUCGUGCAAGCGUGCAAGACCAUUUAUGCUGUCGCGGCCGCCGAGCACUUGGUGGAGGGCGCCAUGAGCGCCGACGCGUUCAUUCCGGCGUUCAUUUAUGUGGUCGUGCAGUGCCACAUUGAAGACAUUUUGACGCUCAAGGACCUCCUCGUCGCGUUCACGCCGAUGGCCAACCAAGGCGAGACGGCGUACUUUGUCACGUGCCUCGAGAUCGCGAUCGAGUACGUACAGUCGCUCGUCGUACUGCAGGAGCUCGAGCUCGACGGCGACGCGCCCCUCGGCUUCGAGUUUGCAGUCGAAGACCACGUGGUCGUCGUCAACCGCGUGCUCGAGCGGUCGCAGGCGGCGGCGUGCGGCGGCGUUGACAUUGGCGACGUGCUCAUGGCCAUCAACGGCCUCUCGGCCGACGACAAGGAGCUGAUCGAGGUCAAGCGCAUCUUUGAGAGCGUCCAGGGCCCCGUCGCGCUCUCGUUUGUCAAGAAAGACGACUACAAGCGCGUGAAAGCAAGGUGUCAGCUCGGCACAGGAGCGCGGGAGAGCGCCAAGUCGUGA